AUGCCUCUGAACGCGUCUGCUAUCUACCCUGCCUCAGAUCCUGAGUUUCUAUCAUUCCCGAGUCGAAGAAGUGUUGUCCAUAGCGCCAACGGUAUUGUGGCUUGUACACAGCCCUUGGCUGCACAAGCAGGUCAACGAAUUCUACAUGCUGGAGGCAAUGCUGCAGAUGCGGCAGUCGCUGUUGCAGCCGCCCUCAAUGUGACAGAGCCGUCCUCUACAGGCAUUGGUGGUGAUAUGUUCUGUCUGUUUUACGAUGUGAAAACAAAGAGGGUAGAGUCUUUAAAUGGAUCUGGCAGAGCAGCCGCGUCUGCAUCAUUGAAGCAAGUGAGAAAAGACCUUGGUUUGGGUGACGGGAAAAAAGGAAGCAUACCGAUGUCAAGUGUACAUGCAGUGACUACGCCUGGCGCAGCUGCUGGAUGGGCUGAUACAGUUGAGAGCUUUGGCAGUGGGAAGCUUUCACUAGGGGAGAUUCUGGCACCUGCGAUUGGGUUCGCAGAGGAUGGCUACCCUGUGUCGGAGCUCUCCUCGGUAUUCUGGCGAAGCAGCGAAAAUGAAAUCCGCCACGCUUCUCCAAACUUUGGAGAGAUGCUCAAGACAGAUCCUAAGGCACCAGAUGGCAAAAGAGCACCGAACCCGGGCGAACUCUUCACGAACCCAACAUUGGCGAACACUUUUCGUCUACUAGCCAAGCAUGGGAAGGAAGGGUUCUAUACAGGCGAUGUGGCCGACGCGUUAGUAAAAGUUGUGCAAGAUCUAGGUGGACAUCUCGCAUCAGAAGAUCUCAAAUUCCACUUAGACGAGGGUAGCGAGCCCACAGAAGCAAUAUCCUUAAGAUUCAACGGUCAAGCCAUAGGUUCAGUCAGGAGCCAAGGCAUAGAUGGCGAGCCUGCCCAGACCGCCCACGAACACGGUGUUGACGUAUGGGAGCACCCACCAAACGGCCAAGGCAUAGUCGCUCUUAUGGCCCUUGGCAUCCUCGAAGAACUCGAAAACACCAAUCAAAUCCCAACCUUCACCGAAAAGGACCACAACUCCUCCAUAUACCUACACGCCGUGAUCGAAGCCUUGCGCAUCGCCUUCGCAGACGGGACAUGGUUCGUGACCGACCCCAACGUCGUGAAAGUGCCCACCGCCUCCCUCAUCUCCCGUCCCUACCUCGCCGAGCGCGCCAAACUUUUCAACCCCAAAAAAGCCUCAGAUAUCCUCUCCCACGGCAGCCCCGCCCACCAACAAAGCGACACCGUCUACUUCGCCGUCACAGACCGCGACGGCAACGGCUGCUCCUUCAUCAACAGCAACUACGGCGGUUUCGGCACCUGCAUCGUCCCCAAAGGCUGUGGUUUCACAUUGCAAAACCGCGGCGCGAAUUUCAGCCUCGAUGCUGAUCACCCGAAUGCUUUCGGUCCGCGAAAGAGACCGUAUCAUACGAUCAUCCCAGCUAUAAUUACAAAUCCGGAUGAUGGCAGUCUGCAUAGCGUGUACGGGGUCAUGGGGGGCUUCAUGCAGCCCCAGGGACAUGUGCAGGUACUGCUGAAUAUGUUGGCGUUCAAACAUAAUCCGCAGAAUGCGCUGGAUGCGCCCAGGGUUUGUAUUGGGGCGGGCACGCCGGAGAUGGGCAAGGUGCUAGAUGUGGUGUAUUUGGAGGAGGGGAUCGAUGCGAAAGUGGGGGAAGAAUUGAGAGCGCUUGGACAUAAAGUCGAAUUUGUGAGUGGGUACAAAAGGGGAUUAUUUGGAAGGGGCCAGGUCAUUAGGUGUCAUAUAGAGGAUGGAAGAUAUAUUUCGUCCGCGGGCAGUGAUCCCAGGGGUGAUGGGGCUGCGUUCCCGGCGUAA
This is a messenger RNA of Bacidia gigantensis, 1830 nucleotides long. RefSeq lists its product as uncharacterized. The record is from RefSeq and is a predicted model, not a curated record. The coding region runs from base 1 to 1830 and encodes 609 amino acids. The transcript is spliced from 2 exons. Lineage: Eukaryota; Fungi; Ascomycota; Lecanoromycetes; Lecanorales; Ramalinaceae.